Molecule: messenger RNA, 1829 nt
Organism: Oryza sativa Japonica Group (Japanese rice)
Lineage: Eukaryota; Viridiplantae; Streptophyta; Magnoliopsida; Poales; Poaceae
Source: RefSeq, a predicted model, not a curated record
GGUGGUAGUAGUAGAAGAAGCGUAGAGCGGUCAAGGCUGCGUCGUCGUCGUCGUCGUCGUCACCGGCAGCGGAGGAGGAGGAGGAGGAGAGAAGGUUCAGAGGAGGAGGAGGUAGCGAGGCACGAAGUAGCAGCAUCUCAUCUCAUCUCUCCCUGGCUGGCUGGGGGGAAAUUCGAUGGAGAGGGACUUCCUGGGCGCGAUCGGGAAGGACGAGGAGCAGCGGAGGCAUGCGGAGGAGAGGAAGGAAUCAGAUUACUUUGGAGCAGGAGGAGGAGCGGCAGCGGCGGCGAUGGAUUGGUCGUUCGCGAGCAGGGCCGCGUUGAUGUCGUUCAGGUCGUCGUCGUCGGCGGCGGCGGCGGCGGCGAGGGAGGAGACGAGGGAGCUCGCGUUCCCACACUUCUCGGCGUUAGACGGCGCCAAGAUGCAGCAGGCCUCGCACGUCCUCGCAAGACAGAAAUCGUUUGGUGCCGAGAGCCACGGCAUCCCGCAGUACGCCGCCGCCGCCGCCGUGCACGGCGCUCACCGUGGCCAGCCACCGCAUGUUCUGAAUGGGGCUAGAGUGAUUCCGGCCUCGUCGCCGUUCAACCCGAACAAUCCGAUGUUCAGGGUUCAGAGCUCGCCCAACCUCCCGAAUGCCGUCGGCGCCGGUGGUGGCGCGUUCAAGCAGCCGCCUUUCGCCAUGGGCAAUGCGGUUGCCGGAUCUACGGUCGGUGUGUACGGAACAAGGGACAUGCCGAAGGCGAAGGCGGCGCAAUUGACCAUCUUUUAUGCUGGUUCUGUAAAUGUAUUCAACAACGUCUCGCCGGAGAAGGCUCAGGAACUCAUGUUCUUAGCUAGCAGAGGAUCUCUUCCAAGUGCGCCGACUACCGUUGCUCGUAUGCCAGAGGCACAUGUCUUUCCCCCAGCAAAAGUCACUGUACCUGAGGUUUCGCCUACAAAACCGAUGAUGCUUCAGAAACCGCAGCUUGUUUCGUCUCCCGUGCCAGCCAUUUCCAAACCUAUCUCCGUUGUGUCACAAGCUACAAGUCUUCCACGGAGUGCCUCAAGCUCUAAUGUCGACUCCAACGUGACAAAAUCUUCUGGUCCAUUGGUUGUUCCUCCCACAAGUUUGCCUCCUCCGGCCCAGCCUGAGACACUAGCCACUACCACUGCUGCAGCUAUUAUGCCGAGAGCUGUCCCUCAAGCGCGGAAGGCAUCCCUUGCCCGAUUCUUGGAGAAGCGAAAGGAAAGAGUGACGACCGUGGCGCCAUACCCAUUGGCCAAGAGCCCGCUAGAGAGCAGCGACACAAUGGGGAGUGCCAAUGACAACAAGUCAUCUUGCACGGACAUUGCCCUCUCAAGCAACCGCGACGAAUCAUUGUCAUUAGGCCAGCCAAGGACCAUCAGCUUCUGCGAGGAGUCCCCCAGUACAAAGCUACAAAUCUGAUCUGGGUGAUUGCCCAGUGUCCAUAGAUUCGGCCAUUCUGAUUGAUGCAAAAGACAUAAAGAAUCUUGUGCAUUCAAGCGGGGAGGAGGGCUUGGGAAGAGGCAUAAUAUAUAGUAUGUUAUUGAUGGUGUUCUUGUUCUUGUUUAUGAUGUGUUUUCACAUGGUUAAUUCGCUUAAUGCUGGUCUAGCUGGUGCAAACCCCCCAACUAACAAGAGAGCUGCCACUUGCAGACUCUUGAGUAUUUUUUGUUGGCCUUGCGCCAUUGUAUUGCAGAAAGAAAUAUGCCAAAAUUUAGCAGUACCAAAAUUAUAGGCUUACAAAAACUGUACUAUUCUUGUUUCUUGUAUGAACUUACAAGCUGCAGAAUGCAAGAACAGAUGCUGCAUACUACUACUUUGUUCA